AUGGGUAAACGCUCGGCUUUUGAUGAUUCAGACGAGGAGGAGCAGUAUCCUGAGGAGGGGGCGCAAGGAACUCCCCAGCCAGAAAUGGGACAAGCACCCUCCGGUCAGAUGACGAGGGUGCGCGCGGAAAGUUCGAGGAAGAGGAACCCCUCGGGCCAAACCUCGGGCCAUCAGAAAAGAAAGCGGGGGGAUCUUGAGGUGGUGGAGGUCGAUCCUUUGUCCUUCAGUCUGCCCGCGAUUCAUGAGCUAUCCUCCAUCGACGAACUUUUGAAGGAGGGGUACGAGGAUCACGGGCGAGGGACAGGCCGGUUCGAGGGUUUGCCCGAGGAUUACGCUCUACUCACAUUCGACCCUCCACGGGUCGAAUGCGCGGGCUUGUCCACCGCUAGAGUGCCGCGACUGGAGGACGACAUGAGACAGGCGGUGAACUCCUUCGUGACCGAAUGCGCGGACUUGGAGGGACAGCUGGCUUCGGCCAGGAGGAAGGCCGCCAGUGAGGCCAGCAAAGCCAAAGAGGUGGAGACGCGGCUCUAA
Molecule: messenger RNA, 534 nt
Organism: Oldenlandia corymbosa var. corymbosa
Lineage: Eukaryota; Viridiplantae; Streptophyta; Magnoliopsida; Gentianales; Rubiaceae
Source: the annotation of a GenBank genome assembly